Messenger RNA from Andrographis paniculata, 1743 nucleotides. Its product is annotated as polyadenylate-binding protein RBP47B'. The transcript is spliced from 8 exons. The record is from RefSeq and is a predicted model, not a curated record. Gene Ontology annotation, molecular function: mRNA binding. Gene Ontology annotation, cellular component: cytosol. The coding region runs from base 185 to 1453 and encodes 422 amino acids. NCBI's taxonomy places the organism in Eukaryota, Viridiplantae, Streptophyta, Magnoliopsida, Lamiales, Acanthaceae.
GGGCAGAAGCGUCAAUUUAAAUUUUUGCUGAGGGUUUUGUUGGGAGGGUUAGGAAGUAAGAACUCGUGGAAGUGGAACCCCAAAAAAAAAACGACUGGUAAUCCGCGACGGUGAAAUACGCCAUUGAAACGAGGGAAUCGAGCUCCAUCUGCUUUAUUUCAAUUUGUGAAAAAGAGCAGCAGGAAUGAGCCUGCCAACGGCGCCGUAUCACCAGCCCGCCACGUUCGAGGAGGUGCGCACGCUCUGGAUUGGGGAUUUGCCCUAUUGGGCUGACGAGAACUACCUCCGCGGCUGGUUCUCGUCCGCUGCUGAGGUCCUUUCCACCAAAGUGAUUCGGAACAAAAUAACAGGUCAGCCCGAAGGAUAUGGAUUUGUGGAAUUUGCGUCACAUCAAGUUGCAGAAAGCAUUCUUCAGUCUUACAAUGGAGCACAAAUUCCCGGAACUGAGCUAACAUUCAGGUUGAAUUGGGCAUCCUCUGGAGAAAAGCGUCUUGAUGCGGGUCCCGAACACUCAAUAUUUGUCGGGGAUUUAGCUCCGGAUGUAACAGAUUAUCUGCUGCAGGAGACUUUCCGAGUCAAUUACCAAUCCGUUAGAGGAGCAAAGGUUGUGACAGACCCCAACACCGGGCGGUCCAAAGGCUAUGGUUUUGUUAAAUUCGCUGAUGAGAUGGAAAGGAACCGCGCAAUGGUUGAGAUGAAUGGCGCCUAUUGUUCUACCCGGCCCAUGAGAAUUAAUGCGGCAAUACCAAAGAAAACAACCCCUGGUGUCCAACAGCAGUACGCCACAGCUGCUGCAGUGUAUCCAGCAGCAGUUUACACUCCACCUGUGCAGACGAUUCCGGUUGAAAAUGACAUGAAUAACACUACGGUUUAUGUCGGUAAUUUGGAUCCUAAUGUAACUGAAGAAGAGCUAAGGCAAAUAUUUGUACAAUUUGGGGAGAUCGUCUAUGCUAAAAUUCCUGCAUCAAAGGGCUGUGGUUUUGUGCAGUUCACCGCAAGAACAUCUGCAGAAGAAGCGAUACAAAGGGCGCAGGGUGCAGUGAUCGGUCAACAGGCUGUUCAUCUCUCGUGGGGGAGGAGUCAAGCUGCAAAACAGGAUGUCGCUGGUGCCUGGGGCCAAUCUGCUGAUCCAAACCAAUUGAUUGCUUAUUAUGGUUAUGGGCAAGGCUACGACCCCUACACUUAUGCAGCAACUCAAGACCCGUCAGCUGCUGCGUAUGGUGCUGCUGCAUAUGCUGGCUACGUACAGUACCCUCAUCCGGUUGAAGGAGCUCCAGAAAUGGCUGGAUUGCCGGGUGCCCCUCCCCCGAUGGAGCAUAGAGAUGAAGUUUACGAUCCUUCAGCUCCACCAGAUGUCGACAAGUUAAAUGCGGCGUACCUUUCUGUACAUGGAAGUGCCAUCUUGGGAAGGCCGUUGUGGCGGAGAACCAUGUCAUUGCCGCAGCAAACUUAAGAGUGAGUUUGGAGACGCCGAUGGUUUAGUCGGCCAGCCGCAGAGCAACACAUUGGCAGCGACGAAAGUAGGCUGUCGUGGAUGGCGUCCGAAUGAAAUAUAUUAAUCCGAAUACAUAUAAUAUAUAUAUAUAUGUAUGUAUACAUUAUGAUGAGCAACAAUUAGACAUCGCAAUGGCGCAAAAUAUGGCUGUGUUUUGUAGACGAGCAUCGGUUUGAUACAUGGAUUUAUUGGGCUUUUUGCUGAUGCAUAUGUUUAGUGUGAUUUAUUUUGUUGAUUUAGCCGGCAGG